CGGCUUCUGAUACAUGUCUUUCGAAUUUGAUCUAGUUUCGAUCUCCCGUUACUGGGAAUAGAUUUGCUCUCGUUUGGCGCGAACAAGAUCCUGUGCGUGGUAGAUUUUAUACCACUCUUUCAAGAUCAAGGCUACUUGGAGAAGUACAUUCGUCCGCUCGCGUUGCUUCGCCAGCCUUUUGCAGCACGGUGCAGUGAAAUGUCUGAUCGUUUCUUUGACAAAGACAAGUUCGCAUCGGAGCAAAUGAUCUUCUUUCGAUCAGAUCAAGGAUCUUCGGAGCCCGAUCUCGAGGUGUCGAGCGGUGGAAUGUACACAGUUUAUACGCAAUAUGUCGCAACAUACUUGAAAUCUCUGCAUUCUUUGGAGCCAAAUGAGGAUCCAGGCUUUUGUCUGAGAUGCCACGAGAAACAAGCUGCUUACGACCGCUACCUGGCAGAUCGAGAUCCCGCUUUCAAAGUUUUUAGCAGCUACUUUGGAACCGAGUGGACACAAAAGUUUUGCUACAAGUUCCUCUGUCCAGGAAUCAGCAUUCCAUGCCACAAAGCCAAACAGCGCCAAUGAAACCAUCUCUCUUUAUUUCCAAAACCAAAGCUUUCUAGAGUAGGAAAACUUUCAAUGAAGUUUUGCUCUGGGCCUCUGGUUGUCGAUCUCGUCCAUCCAGUCCGAGAGGCUUCGCAGAGCUUUGGCGCCA
Messenger RNA from Selaginella moellendorffii, 691 nucleotides. Its product is annotated as 15,16-dihydrobiliverdin:ferredoxin oxidoreductase. The record is from RefSeq and is a predicted model, not a curated record. Gene Ontology annotation, molecular function: oxidoreductase activity, acting on the CH-CH group of donors, iron-sulfur protein as acceptor; cobalt ion binding. The transcript has 3 exons. Bases 199 to 561 code for a protein of 120 amino acids. NCBI's taxonomy places the organism in Eukaryota, Viridiplantae, Streptophyta, Lycopodiopsida, Selaginellales, Selaginellaceae. Gene Ontology annotation, biological process: phytochromobilin biosynthetic process.